Messenger RNA from Lathyrus oleraceus (garden pea), 707 nucleotides. RefSeq lists its product as uncharacterized. NCBI's taxonomy places the organism in Eukaryota, Viridiplantae, Streptophyta, Magnoliopsida, Fabales, Fabaceae. The record is from RefSeq and is a predicted model, not a curated record. Bases 213 to 563 code for a protein of 116 amino acids. The transcript is spliced from 5 exons.
AUUGAAACAAAAUUAUAAGAAAAGAAAAAACAAUUAUUAUGUACCAAUCUCCAAAUUAUUUGUUCAGCCAUUCAGAAUAAUUUGUUCACAAUUUAGCGUAAGUCCUCUAAACUCAAAAGGGUGGUUUGAUUAGAAGUGGCGAGGCGAGGAGGAGCGUAAACCGGCGGUUUGUGGUUGUGAGAAAAGAAGCAGACGAAUCGAGAAAUAGAAGAAUGGUUGAGUCCGUUCAAAUAAAUGACUUGGAACUCACCUUAAAGCCUUUCUAUCGCAGAGCUUCUGAAGCUGAGGAACGCUUAUCUAGACUUGAAGCUGCCAUCAAUAAUAAAAAGGAUACUGGGAAUGAGGAACAGUUGAAAAUGGUUAAUGAUCUUCAGUCAAAGUUAGAAGCUGCAAACGCUGAGUUACUUUUACAAAGACGAGAGGCUCAGGUGCUUGCUGCAGAAAACGAAAAACUUCAAUACCGUAUAAUACAUCUUCUGCGAUCACUCAAGAAUGCUGAUUUGAAAUUAGAGCAAGUUAAAGCGCUGGAACAGCUGGAGAGCUUGAAAUUGCAAGAUUCUUAAAACGAUGAACUUAAAUAGGCUAUUUGUUGUUUGUAUUGCUCUCUUUUUGUUUGUCAAAUCGAAUUCUGUAUUUUUGAUGAUGCUAAAUAUGUCUGACUUUGCUGGUUUUAUAACUUAAGAAAUCAGAUUUUUGUUUGCCUCUUA